GCCUUUUUAACUGUGAUAUAGAUGUAUUUAACAUAUAGGCACCUAUAUAUUUUCAACACCGCGACAGACUAUAUAUACUUGGAGAACGUGGCGCAAGAAGUUAAAUAGCCACUUUAAAACUGAUGGUCUAUCUUUCUUUCUUAACAGCAUCAUCUUGCUCGUCUCGUCUGAUCUGACCAAGGCGGUAUUACUCACAGCGAAGUUCAGACUUGGAAUAUAUCACGAGGCUGUGGCUUUAUAAGGGCAUUUACAUAAGCCAGUCCGAAAAUAUAACCAGCAGGUCAAGUCUAUACGGUUAUUUGAUCUGACUUAACUUAUCGACCUCGCUAACAUGGGCAGCCGGAAACUAACGACGGACAAGAUGUGGCGCUCCUUUCCCAUCCCACACAUCGUACGAUAAGUUAUCAUCAGCCAUCAUACGAUGAUGUCAGUCGUCUGUGCCAGUUCUAACUUGAUAGUCCUAACCUACUCGAAUACCUAAUGCAAUAAAAAUGGCCCAUCAAUCAAUGGUCUACUCCUAAAGUUAAUUUCAUCUGAACAUGCCCAUACGAGUAAGACGAAGCGGCUGUUGUAUACUGUUUAUCUAUUUCCUCAUAGGCUUUCUCUCCGCCAUCUUAUGCAUGGUCUUCUUUCGAUCUAAUCCCGGCCUUGUUUUAAACAGACUAUCUAACUCCUUAUUCGCGACGAUGCCGGCCACGGCAGGGAGGCCCGUGAUCGUCGUUGGCUCUGGCCUUGCGGGGCUGUCCGCUGCUCAUGAAGCGCUUCGGGCGGGUGCCACUGUCCGCUUGCUUGACCGCGCACCUAAGCCGGGCGGGAAUAGUAUCAAGGCCUCAUCAGGUAUCAACGGCGCAGGUACAAGGUUCCAGCGAAACCUGAAUAUUCUCAAAGACGACAGUUUCUACGCAGAUACAGUGCGUUCUGCUGGGAGCCGGUUUGCCGAGAACAACCCUCCGGGCAUAGAUCGUAAAGCUUUAGUCGAGAUACUAACUGGGCAGUCCGAGAAUGCAGUGAACUGGCUUGCGGACGAAUUGAAGGUCGAUUUGAGUGUCGUGGCGCAGCUUGGGGGCCACUCAGUCCCGAGAACUCACCGUGGUGGCGGAGAACUGCCCCCGGGUGCAGCCAUCGUUUCCGCGCUGUUAAAUAAAAUGAAGGCCAACCCCGACUUCACAUUAGAGAACUCCGCAGAAGUGGACGAAUUUCUCACUGAAGAUAGUGGCGCCGUUAAGGGAGUGAGCUAUCAUACGUCCGACGGCCAGACACACAAGCUUGAAGGCCCAGUUGUCUUCGCAGUGGGCGGAUUUGCCGGUGAUGCACACGGCCUGUUAGCCAAAUAUCGUCCCGACCUAGCGGGCAUGCCGUCCACAAACGAGGAACGGCCCGCCUCGCAUAGUUUGCUCUCCGCAAUCGGAGCCGCACUUGUGGACAUGGACAGCGUACAGAUUCACCCAACAGGCUUCGUUCCCCCAAAGGGCGGCAGCAUUUCGUACAGUGUGGUCCCCGUUAAGAAUGAUGAUCCUUCUCACGAGCCCUCGGACCCUAAACCUACUGGCACAUCACAACUAUUCCUAGCCGCCGAAGCUCUUCGAGGCGAAGGCGGUAUUCUACUCUCUAGUUAUGGAGAACGAUUCGUUAACGAGCUCGAUACCCGUGACGCCGUUAGCAGUGCAAUCAUGGCUCUUCCGCAAUCAACGGACAAGUCAAUGAGACGCUGGGACGUAAUUCUUCUUCUAGAUCCAGGGGCAUGCGAGGCUGUAGCAUCACACAUUAAGUUUUACCUGUGGAAGGGCCUGGUACGGAAAAUCAAAGUCAAAGACCUCGCUCCGGAGAUCAUCACGUCGAUAGACAAGUACGCAACCAUGGUCUCAAAACAUGAAGAGGAUCCAUUUGGGAGGAAGUCCUUUGGACAUUGGAAAUUGCCCCCUGGUGAAGCUAAUCGCGAGGAAGAGGUAUGCGUCGGGAUGGUGACGCCUGUGGUUCACUUCACGAUGGGUGGAGUAGCAUUCGAUACGAAAGCCAGAGUUCUCCGGUUGGCAGACGAAGGCAAGCCAAAACCAAUACCGGGGAUCUGGGCCGCGGGCGAGAUUACUGGGGGCAUACACGGAGCUAAUAGGCUUGGUGGCUCAUCACUGCUCGAGUGUGCCGUAUUUGGCAGGAUUGCAGGAACUGAAGCUGCGCGGAGUUUAAAAAAUCAAUUUUCUUUAUAACGAAUCACGAAAUCAAAGAAAACUACCUCUAGUUACCCCUCUUAAGUUUUUAAGAUGGUAAAGCAAGUUGGAGCAAUAUUUGGUGUACCCUCUCAGCCAAAUAAGGCUCUAGUCUUUGAUGAGGAUUUAGGUAAUUCAAGUUUAUAGUUACUUACCUAGGUAGAUAGGUACCUAAGGCAGAUCACUUCCGUACAAUUGCGUGAACGCCGCUUAAAGGUUGCAAAUAAUAUUUCUCUACGUUGCCAAAAU
Daldinia vernicosa is the source of this 2453-nucleotide messenger RNA. Its product is annotated as Flavocytochrome c. The coding region runs from base 540 to 2204 and encodes 554 amino acids. The record is from RefSeq and is a predicted model, not a curated record. Lineage: Eukaryota; Fungi; Ascomycota; Sordariomycetes; Xylariales; Hypoxylaceae. Gene Ontology annotation, molecular function: FMN binding; oxidoreductase activity. The transcript has 3 exons.